Messenger RNA from Symsagittifera roscoffensis, 1055 nucleotides. RefSeq names its product lysine-specific demethylase RSBN1L-like. Gene Ontology annotation, cellular component: nucleus. NCBI's taxonomy places the organism in Eukaryota, Metazoa, Xenacoelomorpha, Acoela, Convolutidae. Bases 86 to 1012 code for a protein of 308 amino acids. The record is from RefSeq and is a predicted model, not a curated record. The transcript has 2 exons.
UAUAGGUUUUGUCGACAUUCAUUUCAGAAGGCAAUGAAUGAUUGAAAGUCCUCGUGCCUGAAAAAGCUUGAAACUUAAAUAAAAAAUGCUUGGAAAGAGAGAUCACGAAGCAGACCUCUCCGAAACAAGUUAUCAUCAAUCGAAAUUCCCUAAGCUUCACGAAGAUGCCGUGGGUGACAAAUUUGUCGUUCAAACUGAUCCAAAUGGUGGAGGAAAAAUUCUGCUCGUUAAUGGAGAUUCGGGUGGCAUAUCUGAGGAACAAGUUAAUGUAGUGGGCACACACAGUGAAGAAAGUGGUGGAUAUUUUCCUGAGUUUCUUGGUCAUCUUGAAAGCAACUGUUUCCUAAAAAGUUCAUUACCUUGGGGAAAACAUUCAAUUUUGGAACUAGAAAAUCCCUCUAAAUCAGACGAUGGGCCAAUUCUUUGGACUAGACCGGGCGAACAAUUAGUGCCUACAUGUGAUAGUAAAAAUUCGCCAGCAAGAGAAAGGCAAGAUGGCAUUUCAGCGAUGUUUUCGUCGCCACGGUCGAAGCGGAAAGCAAGGGAAGUUAUGUUCGCCGACAGAACAAACCCUCACGCAGAUCACUCAGGAGAUGGACUUGAUCGACGAACUGUAGCUGCAGUUGGGCUUGUACAAGCAGUGAAUCCGGAUCAUAUAUCAAACUCCUCGCGGCUAGAUCGAGUAGUGAAAGAUAUUAUUUGUUUUGAAGCUCCCAGUUUUAACAAAGUCGUGGACUUACUAAGGCUUGAUUUAUUUGAGCCGCCGGCAACUCAAUGCCCAGAGUGGAUAGAUGACGCAAAAUUGAACCUGAUGGCAAGGGAAGGUGUUCGGUAUUCGAAAAUAAAAUUAUAUCACAAUGAUAUCUACUUCAUACCCCGCAAUGUUGUUCACCAGUUCAAAACAGUGUCAGCAGUUACCAGUGUAGCCUGGCAUCUUAGAUGGAAAGGCUACUAUACAGACGACGAUAAAACAGAUAGUCUUAUUUCAGCGUUGACCUCCAGCUCUGCAUAACUUAAAUCCAUUUGUAUUUGUAAUGUAGUUAGAUUGUCCUGUA